This is a messenger RNA of Chelonia mydas (Green sea turtle), 12375 nucleotides long. It is a transcript of the gene FAM131B, whose product is annotated as family with sequence similarity 131 member B. The transcript has 7 exons. The coding region runs from base 492 to 1655 and encodes 387 amino acids. The record is from RefSeq and is a predicted model, not a curated record. Lineage: Eukaryota; Metazoa; Chordata; Testudines; Cheloniidae.
UGCUCCCUCUUCCCUGCCUCCUGCAGCCGCGGCGAGGGCUCAGCCAAUGGUAGCCCCGCGCUCGGGACCUGAGCUGUUUACCCAAUCUCAGCCCUCCUCCUGCGCCUCCUCCUCUGAAGAUCCUUGUAGCAUCCAAGCCUGGAAGAGCGAGCGAGGGGGGAGAGAGGAGCGAGGGAAAGAGACAGGGACGCAGAGGGAGAGGAGGCAGCGCUGUGGCAGGCGAGGUGUGGCUGGUUAGAGCAUCUUGGUCGGAGAGCCUGGCCCGGAGCAUCUCCUGCCUCCCUCCCUGCCUCUUCUCCGGGCUGUCUGUCCGGGGCGGGUAAGGCGCCCUCACCCCGGACCAUGCCCCUCCGCCGGCACAGGCUGGGCCACACUGGACAUUCACCAUAACUGGAGCUCCCCCACCCCACCCUCUCCUCCGACACCUUCGCCCACUUCCCUCCUCCUCCCUGCUGCGGCUGCUGCCUCCUCCGCGGGGACCUGCUAGAGUGAUGGGCUGCAUAGGAUCCAGGACUGUAGGGAAUGAGGUGAUUGCAGUGGACUGGAAGGGAUUGAAAGAUGUGGACCAGAUCAAUAUGGACAGCACCAGCUCAUUGCAUGGCAGCAGCAUCCACCGACCCUCCACUGAGCAAACCCGGACAGAUUUCUCCUGGGAUGGUAUUAAUCUUUCCAUGGAAGACACAACCUCCAUUCUCCCCAAGCUGAAGCGGAACUCCAAUGCUUAUGGAAUCGGGGCUCUGGCUAAGUCGUCUUUCUCUGGCCCCUUAGGGAUAUCCCGCAGCAUGAAGGAUCACGUCACAAAGCCAACGGCUAUGGGACAGGGUCGUGUAGCUCACAUGAUUGAGUGGCAAGGCUGGGGCAAAGGUAACAGCCAGCAACAACAGCACACACAUGAGGCGGUGCGCAAGGAUGCUGAUGCCUACUCAGACCUGAGCGACGGUGAGAAGGAGGCCCGAUUCCUUGCAGGGGUGAUGGAGCAGUUCGCCAUCUCUGAGGCCACUCUCAUGGCCUGGUCCUCCAUGGAUGGUGAGGAUGUGAGUGUCAACUCCAACCAGGAGAACCCAGCAGGCAACUACAGUGAGAACUACCAGGAGCUGAUGGAGAACCAGGAUCACAUGGCCCAGACACAGUAUGACAGCUGGCCCCACUCCUAUGUUUCUCAGGGCAUGUAUUGCCUGGGCUCCUCUGAUGCUUGGGAGACCAGUGACCAAUCCCUCAUUGCUUCCCCGGCUACCGGCUCCUACCUAGGCCAGAACUUUGAGGAGACCCAGUCCAACCUGCAGGAGAGCACAUUGAUUCAGAGUAGCCUCAUCCAGCAGCAUCAGAUGCAGCAGCAGCAACCACAGGCCCUGCUCCAGAACCCAGGGCUCGUUGACAUGUGGCCCCCUCAGACUGCUGCAGGGGGUGGUGGUGGGGCUGAAUCCAGCACAUACAUGGGGGUGCACACAGAGGAGGAAGGGAACCCACUACUGGAGAAGGCCCCGCUGCUAAACAAGAAGACCUCUCCAGAGGAGGACGAUGCUGUAUGCCGGGACCUGGAGUCACUGUCACCUCGGGAGGAGCUGGAACAUGCCGCACUCAGCCGCAAGGUCUCAGAUGUCACCUCAUCUGGGGUGCAAUCCUUUGAUGAGGAGGAGGGGGAAGCAAACAAUUGAUGCUGCCAGUGAGGAAUCUUUCACCAUUACCAAAUGGGAGAGGGGAGGGGGGAAUGAAAUGACAGGAAAACCUCUCCCCAGGUUCCCAGGCGGACACACGUUUCAUUCAGACAUUUAAUUUUUAACAAAAGGGAAGUAAAGGACUGGAGGUGUUUGACUGGGGCGGAGCCCUCCUUGCCCACCAUCGUGGACUGAUCCCCUGACCCCACUGCUCUGGACAGCACGCUGGGGGCUCAGGGAACUCUGGACUUUAAAUCUUUUUGAUACAAGGGUUUGGCUCUGGAUUCAGACUGCUCAGAUGCUGGGAUGUGGCUCCCAAGAUACAAACAGUAGCUUGAUACAAGGAUGUGGCUGUAUGGAUAGGAUCUAUCUUGGCAGAAUGGAUGUUGUUUUGGGGCUACAAUCUGCUUUGAUCCAUGGGAUAUGUGAAUACAGAGUCUGUUUUGAACAGGGCACAAGACUGUGCGGAUAUAGGUUGCACUAAUACAGGGACUGUGGCUGAUAUACAGGGUAAGGCUGUAUGGAUAUAGCCACUGCACUAAUAGGAUGGAUGAGCUAUAUGGAUAAAUACUGUACAGUUCUUUGAUAUGAGAACCAAGGCUCUGUGGAUACAGACUGUACUGUGGUAUGGAUGGUGUGGCUCUGUGGAUUCGGGAUGUGCUCUGGUAAGGAUGGCAUACCUCUGUGGACAAGGGUUGUGCUCUAGUACGGAUGGUGUGGCUCUGUGGACAUGGGCUGUGCUCUGGUACGGAUGGUGAGGCUUUAUGGAUACAGGAUGUGUUCUGGUAUGGAUGGUGUGGCUCUGUGGACACGGGCUGUGCUCUGGUAUGGAUGGUGAGGCUCUGUGGAUACAGAUGUGUGCUGGUAUGGAUGGUGUGGCUCUGUGGACACAGGCUGUGCUCUGGUACGGAUGGUGAGGCUCUGUGGAUACAGACCUCAACCCAUACAGCAACAGCUGUGCUUCGGUCUCUUUGAAACAUUUUUCUUUUGCUCCCGCUGACAUGUCUGUCUGCCUGGGAGCUGCAGGAGAACAGGGCAGGGGGCGGGGGGUGGGGGGAGACUGGGCAUGGGGAUAUUUCCAGGUGGUGUUGGGCACUACAUGCAUGGGGAGGGGGUCACCUGCCAUUUUCUACUAUAUAGACAUUGUAACAUAAGGCUGACUUUCCAGGAGGAUUUGGGAGUUUGUCCACCUCUGUGCUGCUGCCUGAAUCCUUCCCUCUUUUCCUCUGCAGGGAGGCCAGGAACAGCAGGAACAAACAGUAUCACCAUUUUCCAGUUUAUAUUGGAUUUUUGUUGCUGUUUCUUUUUCUACAGGUUUAUAUUGCCGAGUACUGGUUCUAAACACAGUGGUUAACAAAGGGAAUGGCCUGUGGGCUGGCCACCACUGACCAUAACUGCCAUACCAUUCUGAGUAUCCCCGAUCCCUCUGUGGUGCCAAAUGUGGAUGGAGGAAAGGGGGUGGGAGGGAAACUUUUCUCUCCCUCCUGUUCAUUUCUCUUUCCUGCUUUACAUUUUCUGUUUUUUCUUGACAAUGUAAAUAUUCCUUGGCACUGUUUUCUUUUUUCUCAUUCCUCCCAUCUCUCUUUCAGGGGUGGGGAAGGCUGGGUUUUGGGGGAUUUUCCCCAUUUGUACGGGUUCUAUAUUUUUGUUAACAAAGUUUAUGAUUCAUGGACUGAUGGGGUUUUGAUUCCAUGCGAUUCCCCUUCUUGUUGCUGCAGACAUACUACAGGAGGAGGGACUUUAAAUAGGUAUUUAACCAAUUGUUUCCCCUCUGCUAUUGCUAGGGAAUAAACAGGAGACAAAAAUUGUGUGGGGGCAAUCAUUGUUCAGAUAGCAGAACAUGACCACCAGGGGAUGGUAGAAGUGUUGGGUGUUCACUGAAAUGUGGGCAGUGUGUGAGCAAUUGCAUCCCUCCAACAAAGAAAUCCCACCAAAGGGUGAGUUAAGGGUGGGGGACUGGAUAAAUGAACCAAGCUGGAGAUUGCCCUCUUUCUGCACUACCCCGGAGGCAUCUCUUCCCCACUUGCUCCAAGCCAGAGCCACUCUUUUCAACUGCAAUACAGACGUCUGUCUCCUCUCUGUCUUCUCCUCCCUGAUGGUAGAAUUGAUAUUGCUGCUUGCAGGAUGGGAGAGUGAGGCAUGUUCCUCUCCUGACCCAGGUUUGGAACCCAACCCAUGUAGCAGGGAAGGAGUAUGUAUCAGGAGAGGAGAAUGUGGCAGGAAUAUUAUCCAGGAGGCUAGGAGCUGAGACAGCCACAGGAAAACAGAAGUGGAUCAUGUCCAGGAGUCAAGAGGAGGGUGAAUUAGACAUGGAGCCUUGGAGAUGGUAUUUCCGCCCACACACCUUUCCUACCGGCAAUUGGGAUUAUAGGGAACUCCACAGAGAACUUCUGAGUCUCUCUGGCAAAGCUCCAUUUCAAGAGGAUCUGUCUUCCUGCUCCACUGCACCUCUAAUGGAAACGCCACUGGGAGGAGUGUUUGGGAGGAUUAUGUGAGGCUGACGCUUGGGGGUGGAUAUGAGACAAAAGCAUUUGUUACCACCUCUUUGUCCCCAUUUCUUUGGAGCUUCCCUGUCUUUCCCAGGGGAGGUUGCUCCUUUCCUGGGUGAUGAGGUUUCAAUAUCUACUUAAAUAUGUUUACACGUUCUGGUACCAACCUCCCAAGGUUGAGAAGGUUGGCUAAAGCACCUCCCAAAAUCCCGGGAGGACUCAUUAUCCUGAGUUUAUCUGAACUGCUUUGGUUUGGCUGCUACAUGGAUUGGGGAAGUCUCACUAGCAAGAACAGAGAAACUGGGAAAGUGCAUGGGCAGGAAAACUGAAGGUGUGUUUCUUUGGGGUGUUUCUUUCGGGGGGAAGGUUCGAUAAGCCUGCUUCUUAUUUUUUCCCAACCAUUCUGCCUCCAAGGUCCUAGCCAGGACCAACCGAUGUUUACAGUAAUUAUAUUUCAGUGUAUCUUCAAAUGUAUCCUGCUCCCACCUUGUCAUUCACAGGACCAGGACAAGGGGGUCAUCUUGGUUAGGUCUAUUUUUUUAAAUGCAGACAAGUUGUGCAUUUGGUAAGAUGUGUGACAAAUGUAUGAGGUGCAUUUUCUCCAUAGGAGAGAAGUGACAGAGGGACACACAUUACAUGGAAAACAAAGACUAAAAAAGAAAAAGAAAAGAAAUGUACCUUAUGAAAAUCCCACAGAAUGUAAUAGCAAGUGAAAACCUUCCCACAGAGUUUUCUGACCUCUGGAGAAUUAUACUUCUGCUACAGAAUUCUAUAGCACAGUUUCAAAAAGCUUAUAGAUGGGAUCUCAUUGUCUAUUAAAUCCUACAGGUGUUUAAAGUAAUUUCUACAGAAACGUAUUAUUUUCACGUUAUUAAAUUCUAUAAGAUUUUUCAUAAAGAUCUUGCUUUUUUGCAAAUAAAGAUCUUACCUUUUUAAAAAACAACAACACUUUCCCCUGGUGUCCCCAUCAUCCAAGAACACAUAUGCCUUUCUCAUUGCCAGGACCCUGACUGGACACAGCAUUCCCAUGGCCUCCAACUAUUGCCUAAGUGAGGCCCAAAUGGACAAUAUUAAUAACAAACUGAUAGGUCACUUUGAGUCUCUUGCAAAAUGUGAUUCUACCUUAAAAAGUGACUGUAUAAAAAUGGGCUUUCCUUAUGCAACAGGCCUGCACCCUGCCUGUAUCCAGAAUCAGAUCUUCUCACGUUGCUAAGGUUUUCAGAAGUGACACAUGGUUCUGGAUUCAUCAGUUUUUGGGGGCCCAAUUUCAGAUGCCUUAAGGCUCCCUGAUUUUCGGCACUUUCUGAAAAUCAGGUCUACUGAAAGUAUCCAAAAACAGAGGAAUGCAAAGUUACUAGUCCCUUUUGAAAAUCUUGGCCCUAGAUUUUGACUUGCUUUUUAUUCAAAUUAUCUCUGCAGAGCCAGCCUAGCUCAGAAAGAGGGUAAUGGAACCUAUUCCUUCUUGUGCAGCAUCUGCAGAAUUGUUUACUAUGUUCUAAUUAGUCACACCUGUGCAAACCUCCUGAAGGCCAUGGGGUUGCCACAGGUGUCAUUGGGGGCACAAUUUGAAUUGCAGAUCCUUUAUUCUAGGGGAUGAUCUGGAAAGAGUCCAACUUGACUCUCAGAGCCCAGGCUGAGUUUGCAGGGCUGAUAGAAACAAAUAUCUUUUUAUUUGUCAAGUAAGUUUGAUCUGGAGUCGUCACUUGUGAACAGAGCUGCACUCAUGAAAUAUUUCUGAAAUUGCUUGAAGCUGUGUAGCUAGAGGGCUCCCUGCCUUUGUUUGCUUUCCACUAAAGCCAUUAAGUCUUUAGCAGGAGUCAUGACUUCUGUUCUUUGCUGAACAGAGAAGUGUUUCUUUAAAUAUGGGUGACUCUAGUAGUUGAAUCAACUCUCAGACAGACAGAGCUCUUUCUCACUCCUGUGCCCUCUACUGUCACCAUCUGUCCAGUUCACAUUACUGUUGUUAAACCUAAAAGUUGUUCGCGGGUUUGGAGUCUUUACCUCUAGGGCACCAGUUCCAGUGCCUGGCUCAGGGGAAUCAUGAAGUGAGAUAUAGGGUCUUUCAUCUCUAAAGCACAAUUUUCAAUUUGGCUUCAGGUUGGGGGAACUGGCUGGGUGAAUGAGACAAGGGGAAGGGGCCAUUCAUCUGUAGGGCAUCAGUUCUGAUACAUCCUUAGGUCUGGGGAAAUGGCUCAGGGAGUUAAGGAAGGGCCACAGAUCUUACCACUCCUAGGUGACUGGUUCCAAUCUGUUCCUACUUUGUAGUGACUGACAGUCAUUCCCAUCUGGCAGCUCUUCAGUUUCCAUGUGAACUGACAGAUCUCAGGCAGUGGCUAGUCACCCUUGCCAAUUCCACCCCUUUUCUUUGACUACGCUGGGACUUCAGAGCGGACAGGGAAAGGUAAGCACCACUGAUAAGUCCUGUCCUGUGAUUGUAGGGCAGGGGCAAGUCUGUGAGAAGGACUGGGGACUGUGGUGGGCUCCUGGGGUGAGACAGCUUCUGCAGCCAGGGAACAUGCCUGUUUUCAUGCCAGUUCCAAGGUGACUUGAGAGUUGGAAUGGCCCUGAGAUUUAUAGACUGGCCACAUGUGUGGCUAAAGCCUGGACCAUCCUUACUGUGUCCAGCAAAUGGAAAUUGUCUAUGGAGCCGGCAGGACAGCCAGGGGAAAGGAAACUAUUUUCUAAAUCUGAAAAGGUGUGUGUGUUGGGGGGAGGGGUUAAUCACAGAAUAAGAAAGAGAUUCUUCCAACCUGGUGUAGCUCAAGUGCUGUUACAGAGCUUGGUACUGAAUAAAUAGGCUUGGCAGAAUUAGAUUUUUAAUAUAUAAUUUUGAUGGAUAAUAUCAAUAUUAUUUUUAAGCAUUUUUUCUAGUUUUAUCUAUUUCAGUUUUCACAGUUGCAUGAAAUUAUGGGUGGGUCAGACAAUGAUUAUUUAAUGACAGAUGUUGAGAUUCAAAAAGUUAUAUAGCUUUAUAAGUGUUAAAACACAAAUUGUCAACAUGUCAUGUCAAAAUAUACAAAGUAAAUAUCUUUAGAUCAAACUCAAAGUUCUCAAGCAGCAUUUUUCUUACCUUGCCUAGCUGUACAUUUCAUUUAUUGUCAAUGGAAAUAUUUUUUCAUUAGUUUUUGUGUGUGUGUACAGUGAAAUCAGCGUUUACUGACCAUUACCAAUAAAAAUCUAAUCCUUCCAAGCCUAUGAAUAGGCCAUCUAGCUUGCCCCUCUGGAAGACAAGGAGGAAGAGGGCGAUUUCUCCACACUCAAGAAGUUACCUACUUCUUUCCUUGUCUCCCCUGAACAGCCAGAAUAUCUAUCUCACACUAGCUGGUAUGAGGGAAAAUUUCUCCAUCUCACCCCACUUUGGAUUUUCCUAAUUUUCAGACAUUUCUAAACAAUGGGAAAUGUCAUUUUAAACUGCUGUUACCAAAAGAGCCUUCCAAAUACAGCAAUCACCAGUGAUCUGCAAUCAGCAUAUUUAAUGCUGUCUUGCGAGAAGUGGAAGGGAAUUAACAUUCUCUGUUUAGCUGGAGCACAGAAGAGGGAGUCUGACAGGGAUGUGCUGUGCCUUAACUCAGGGAAGGGAAGGAUAAACAGAGCAAUAUGCAGAAUAUGGAUUUGGUGUGCACCCAUUAGAUAGCACAGCAGAGGCAGUGUCAGUUAUGAAUGGAGCCAGAUGGGGCCCUCUUUCAUAUCACAGUCGCUCCCCAGGUGAGAUGGAUAGGGCUGGAUCUGUAGGAGAGUGAUAGACAUCUGUGCCAGAUCAGUAUCUUUCUGUCUCUCUCCCAAGCACAGUGUUUCUCACUAUGCAGAAUGUCUGGCCCCUUGCUGGAGAUCACAGGCCCCUGCCAGCACAGACAGCUCUCUAGAUUUGUUGGGAAGUGAUACAGACCACAUGGUCACUGUGUUACCAGCAUAGAUAUGGCUGGAUCUGCACUGGAGCAUAGAGACCAUCUGGGUCUUUGUUAUAUGUCUGGCUCUUCCUAGCACAGACAGUACAAGGUAUGUACAGGUGUGUGUGAUGUGUACCAGUUAGACCUUUCUUGGACAUUUUUGUCCUUCCCUUGUAUGGAUAUGAACAGGUCUGUACAAGAGUAAUAUGGACCAGCUGGGGUUGUGUAUUGUAUUUCCCCAGCACAGACAGAUCUGGAUUCGAAUGUAAUCAUGAUGAUUACAAUGAUUCGGAAGCAAUGGAACCAGGCCAGGCCCUGGUUUUGGACAAUAUUUCCACCCAGACAAUAGGAUUUCUCCUGGAAAUGUAGGGACUGACAGGUUAUCUGUUCAGUCAUGAAUGUUGCACCCCAGGGCAGUCAACAAGGAACCUGCCUGUUCUAGAAUGAUGGUAAGGUCUCCUGGUUAAGCUAAGUGGUACUCUUAAGAAGGGAGAGUUGCUAUCUUAUCACUGGGUGGGUGGGAAUUCAGCCUCCAUUUCCACCUUGCACUGAGUCAAUGCUCAGUGUCUUCAGAAAUCUAGUCUUGGUUCUGCUCCUCCCAAGGGUACAACUAGUGUCCAUCCUGUCAGGCAAAGUUCUUCUCCACCCAGGAGAAAAGUCAUGCAUUGACAGUUAAUUCCAGGAUAACACAGCCAUCCAGUCCAGGUUCACCUGAACCCCAGAGCCCUUUGCAGGAGGGAUAGAAAACCAGUAGAAGCAUUUUCCCUUGUUGCCCUGCUCCCUUUCUAGAGGUCAUAAAUCCCAUUCAGGUUCUUGACCUAGAUGCUGUGCCCAGUCCAUUCCAGGCAAGCACAGGCAUCCACUCCACCUCCAUCCACUGUUCCUGUGUGGUGCGGAGAUGAGCAGUGCGAAAAGCAGAAACAGCUUUGCAGGUGUAUUUUGUUUGUUGAUUUCUGUUUAUCUUCUCUGGUUUUGUGGGUGUCUUGCAUGAUUGGGGUAGUCACCAAUGGGUCCCCGGGAUCCUCCAAACUACAGAAUGAGCCUCAAAAAUCAUUUUACAAUGAGCAGGACUUUUUUAAAAAGCUCUUUUUGGGGUUGGGUGGGUAAGGGCUGGGGAGUGGGAGGUACAGUGAUCUCUGGGUGGUAUGGGUGGGUGUCUAUGGGUGGGUGGGAGAAUGGGGAGUGGAGUCUUGAAGCAUGUUUAAAAGCAACCAAAGGUUUGGGGCUUAAGAUUUUGUAUUCUCAACAUAUGAAACUGCUAUUGCAUAAGGGGACAGGACAAGGAGGGGUUGUAGCAGGGCAAUGUAAAGACCCUCUUCCCCAGCUGUGUAUGAUUUUGUGCGGGACUGAAUAGAGAUUCUUUUCAUCCCUCAAGGAUGCAUUUUGUGGAGGGCCAUGGCUCUUCAUGGGGAAAGAAAGAGCAGGAAGAGAAGGGGGUCUGUCACUGAAACCCUCCUACCCCUGCCACCCCCAAAUAAACAAAAACAAAACUGAUUUGCCUUUGGUCUUCCCAGUCCAAAACUUCUUUGCCUGAAAUUUUUUCACUGGUUAUUCUUUGCAUGUUUUGAUAAUGUGACUUAUGAGAAAAAAAUAUAGAUAUAGAUAUAGAUAUAAACUAUACAUACAGACAUAGGAAACUAUAUGGCACUACACACCUCCAUACCUAUGUGUGGCAGCAGCCACUGAAAAAGGAGACGAUGUAGGCCAAAAUGGCAUGUACAGUCCUUAUAGAGUUAUUAUUAAACAGAAUGUGGUCUUGCCAUUCUGGCUGGUGGAAGUGUUUUAUUUCUGCGGGGAGGAUCCAAGGGACUUGCGUCUGAGGAAACAGUAUCCUAGCAGGAGUGGAGGCACAAAAUCAUUGAUAGGAGUAAAGCCAGAGCAUGCUGGAGACAUAUACAAGGAUAGGGGCAGUAUCUCAUGCCGAGCAGGCAAGAGAGCUUUUUGCACUCCACAAUAAAAAGAUGACACUUCAUCUGCAGCCAUUGUGUCACAGAAUGGAGGUCACUGUGUGAGCCCAACAGUGUCUGGCCUGACACUGCUGCCCUCCCCUUCCCUUCUCUUUUCAUUUAGCUGUGGUACGCAUUUUCAUGCUGAUAUUUCUCCAGUCUUUCGUCUCAAAGCAUGUUACAGACUGUACAUAUAAGAGUCAUUCAAUCACUAAUGAAAUGCUGCCAUCUUUGAGAUGGAGCCUAGCAGAUGGUACACAACGUGCUAGACAGCAGGUUAGGACAGGACAUGGAGAAAAAUCCAGAGCCAGAUGAAACCACAGGGAAGGUUUAAACAGGAUGAGAUCUAUAAUGACCUUGAAUAAUCCAGACUUUGGCUGUACAUCUAAUCCAAAAACCUGCAAUUCUAGCUGCAUGAUGCCCCUACUAGUGUAUUGGAGUAGUGGUUUAAUGUUGACUCAGAGGGGAGAUGCCCUUAUUGAGUCUCCAACAUUGCUGCCAUCUCCUUGCAGCUUUUCCAGUCUGGUUUACAUCUGCCAACCAAUGUAGCUUCCAACACUUGAAAGACUAAUGGCCUAAUACAUCUCACUGUCAGCAAGAGUUUGCUGCUGUCCAUUCUAAAUGUUUUUUUACUUAGUUUCAUCCCAAAAACUCCUAGUUGUACCCCCUUUGCCACCGAAUAUAAUUUCUCUCUUCCUUGGUGUGAAUACCCUGCAGAUAUGUCUAUACUAUUGUGCGCCUUUACCUUAGAUGUUGCUUUCACAAAACAUACAUCGUUAACACCUCUAGUCUUUCCUUGUCGGUGAGUCCCUAGCCUUCUAACCAUUUCUGGUGCUUUUCUCUGAAUUGCCUCCAGUUUGCCCGUAGUUGUUCUUGAAAUGUGGUGCUCAGAGUUCAAAUACUCCAAGUGUGCUUGCACCAGAGCCACAGAAGAGGGCUAUCAUUUCCCUGACCCCUGAAGUGAUGCCUCUGCAUAUACCAAAACUGUAUGGGCCUUUUUACUGCCUGUUACACUACACACAGAUGUUUAAUUUGCUGUCUGUUGUAGCUUUUCAAGGUCUUUUUAGGCAUCUCUCUGUCCUAGGGUUCUCCUCCCACUGAGUAUGUUUUGGAUUCUUUUCCCCAGACAAGUUAGCUGUGUUAGCUGUGUUUUCCUUUUAUUUUCUUAUCCCAUUAUUUUCUUAUCUUGUUAUUUUCUGUCCCAAUCUCUGCUCUCUGUAGGUCUCUUUCUUAUUCUCUGUCCUAUCUGGUAUUCACUGCUCUUCCCAAGUUAUCGUCUCUGAAUUUCAUUAGCCAUGCCAUUUACUUCCUCUUCCAGAUUAUUCAUGAAGAUUUUAAAUAAGAUGAACCUGGAACAGUCCUGCUUGACACCUCCCCAGCUUCAACUUUGCCAUUUGCCAGCAUGAUUUCUUUACAAUUCUUCGGACAGUUCUUAGCUGCACAUAGCAGUUCUCAUAUCCCAGUCACUUUGAAUUAUGACUGAGAGUGAGGGCAGGUCUACACUUAUAAAGCUGCAGGUCUACACUUAUAAAGCUGUAGCGCUUUAGUGAAGCUGCUACUAUGCUUGUCCCAUCGGCAUAGUUAAUUCACCUCUGCGAGAGGAGGUAGCUAUGUUGAUGGGAGAAGCCCUUCCCUCGACAUAGCAUUGUUUACACUGGGGUUAGGUUGGUGAAUCACACAAACAUCUCAUAAAAUAUUGGACCAACAUCCAAGUAUGUUACAACUCCUGCUUUCUCUGUAACCACUUAUAUUGUAUAUCUCAGGAGCAAAAGGCAGCCAAGUUUGUUGUCAACUUAUUCUUCAUAAAUCCUCAGUGCUGCCUUUUGCUCACAGUUCUGUUGCACUUGGGGUUAAAGGUUAGGCUUUGAGGAGAUUGUAGCUUCAGCUUGUGUGGCUGAAAUGCUGACCUUAUGUUAGUGACUUUCCUUUUUCUACCUUGAUUUUUUCUUUAAUUUUCCUUCAUUGUUCAGAGUCACAGGUGACUUUGCCAUUUAUUACUGGGCAGCUUUAAGACAUUUAUUUAAAAAUAAAUAGUUUACAUUUUAAAAUCUGUCUUCAUUAUGGUUGUUUUAAAACUUGUUCUUGAUUGGAAAAUAAAGUCAGUAAUAGCUCUCUCAUGUCCUCUCUCUCCAUGUUUGUCUCUUUCUAGGCAUUUAUACAGAUUACUCAUCUCAGUAGUACCCAAGUUCUUCCUUUAGCAUCUUCCAGCUCAGGAACUUUAAGGCCUUAACAUUAAUGAACUGACCCUCACAAUGCCUCUGUAAAGGUACCAUUGGUAAUUAUAAUUCUCCCCAUUGUAUAGGUGGGGAACACUGAGGAACGGAGUGGAGACUGGUUCUGUUAUGGCUGCUCUGUGUGAAUCCACUGAGUUGAGUUUGGGAAGGAGAAGGAGGCCCCA